AUGAGCUCAACCAACUUCGCCGCUGCUCAGGAGCGGGUUCUGGAACGCCGCCGUCUUCGUGAAGCUGAGUCUCGCGCUCGGCUGGCAGAGCAACAGCGGGCUUCCCCGGUGAACCAUCCCGCCCUCCAACGACUUCCAUACCCGCUCAAUACCCUCCCACAAACCGGCUUCUCCCUAUGGAACGCCAUUCGAGGCCGUGAGGGCAUCCGGCCUGCCUUUCGCGUGGGUCAGGUCGAUGCCGAACUCCUCGACGAAGAACUGCUCGGCUUGCUCAAGAACCAAGUCGGCGAUGCCCUGAAGUAUUAUGGGCCCCAGCUUCGCGAGGACUGGUCCAACGAAAUCCAGUUUGCCCUGCGCGCUCUAUUGUUCAAGCUUUCGAUCUGGGAUCACGACGCCUCCUACGGCGCGGCAUUGCAAGGUCUGAAAUAUGUGGACAGUCGCAGCAAAGGGCCCGUGCAUUCCACCCCGACCAAAUGGCAAAAGACACUGUAUGGAUUGCUCACCGUCGGUGGCCGUUACGCGUGGGACAAGUGGGAAAGCUGGCUGAUCAACCAAGAAGGGGGCUACGAGGAGCCAUCGCGCGAAGUGCGCCUCCUAUCCCGACUGACCGAUCUCGUCUCAACCACCCACUCGAUCGCCGCCUUUAUCUCUUUUCUCGUGUUCCUGGUCAACGGCCGAUACCGCACCCUGGUCGACCGCAUUCUUCGCAUCCGCCUCACGCCACCCUCUGCGCAAGCGAGCCGCGAAGUGUCGUUUGAGUAUCUGAAUCGCCAGCUGGUGUGGCAUGCGUUUACGGAAUUUCUCCUUUUCCUGCUGCCUCUGGUGGGGAUCAGUCGCUGGCGACGGUGGGUGUCUCGAGCCUGGCGGAAGACCAUGGCCACGCUGAAAUCGAGCGAGGACGAGGACGAGACUGUGGAAAAGCAGGGAGAGCUGGCUUUCCUCCCCGAGCGGACGUGUGGGAUAUGCUAUCAACAGAACAACCCGUCAUCUGCGACGGAGAGCGAAGCCAUCGCGGCGUCGGCGGCAUCCGGUGGAAUCAUCGGGUCCGCGCAGACGGACAUUACAAACCCCUACGAAGCUGUUCCUUGCGGCUGCGUCUACUGCUUUGUCUGUCUCGUGCAGAAGAUCGAAGGCGAAGAAGGCGAGGGCUGGGUGUGUCUGCGCUGUGGGGCGGUCGUCAAGAAGUGCAAGCCAUGGAAUGGCGAUGUGCUGGAGGAGGCUCGGCCCCAGUCCAGCUCGGGAAAGAUGGUCGGAUUUGCUGUGGAUAAUGAGGCUGGAGUGAAUGAGGUGUCGGAGAAGAGAGCAGAGAGUCCUAGCCCGACGCCGGAGGACGAUGCGCUCCAACACUCGCACCAGUGGUCGACAAUUGAGCGAGAAUCAGCCGAUGGUGAGUCGGACGCAGCGUCCCAGCAUUCUGAGUGA
Messenger RNA from Aspergillus terreus NIH2624, 1422 nucleotides. RefSeq names its product pex2/pex10/pex12 family protein. The transcript is spliced from 3 exons. Lineage: Eukaryota; Fungi; Ascomycota; Eurotiomycetes; Eurotiales; Aspergillaceae. Bases 1 to 1422 code for a protein of 473 amino acids. Gene Ontology annotation, cellular component: peroxisomal membrane. The record is from RefSeq and is a predicted model, not a curated record. Gene Ontology annotation, molecular function: zinc ion binding. Gene Ontology annotation, biological process: protein import into peroxisome matrix.